GCCUCCUCGUCGUACUCGAUAGUGAGGUCGCUGGUCGACUUGAGAAUGGGCCCGCUGUUUCUGCCAACCCAUCCCAUCACUAUGCUUGUCAUUCUUUUAUGCCUCGUUCUUUCUGCCGUUCGCGCUACUGCCUCCAACGUCUCUGUACAGUUCCCUCUCUCGGACCAACUUCCUCUCAUUGCCCGCGUCAACCAGUCCUACUCUUGGUCUUUCCUGCGCGAUACAUUUGUCUCGUCGCAGAAUAGCUCGCUGCAGUAUACGACAUCCACUCUGCCGGCAUGGCUGUCCUUCGACAACUCGACCUUGACUUUCUCUGGCACGCCCUCGUCCGACGACGAAGGCACCCCUGGUGUCCGUGUGACUGCGACCGAUCCUGCGACCUCUGACUCUGCUUCGUCGUCCAUGACGCUGUGCGUGACGUCGUAUGCUCCUCCCCAGCUGAAAAUACCGGUCGCCCAGCAGUUUUAUGCCACUAACCCGUCUCUCUCGUCGGUCUUCCUUCUCUCACAAAACUCGGCCCUGAACACUUCUCGUCCGACUCUGCGUAUACCGCCGAGCUGGUCGUUCAGCAUUGGUUUUCUCGCGGACACGUUUGUCUCAGAUGGAGAUGUUUACUAUGCAGGUCUGCGCGCUGAUGGUUCUCCUCUUCCGUAUUGGAUGGUGUUCAAUCCGGACGUACUCACUUUCGACGGCGUCACUCCGCUAGCUGACAACUCGUCUAGUCCACCGACAGUGUCUCUUUCCAUGUACGCAUCGGAUCAAGAGGGCUACUCUGCCGGCUCUGUCUCCUUUGACAUCGUCGUAGCUGAUCAUGAGUUGUCGAUGACGACGCUCUCCCUGCCUACCAUCAACGUGACUUCUGGCGAUGCGUUCAAUUUUACUCUGACCUCGCCGGAUGACUUUGCUGGUGUGCUUCUGGAUGGAAAGCCCGUCCAACCAUCGGACAUUAUAUCUCUGAACAUCGACACCUCAAGAACAAACGGCUGGAUCAAGUAUGACUCUGGGACGAGAACACUGAGUGGAACAGCCCCGAACGAUUCGAACGACAUCGAUGAUGGACCUGUCUUGCCGGUAACGUUGACAGCAUCGAUCCAUCAAAGCAUCCAAACCAAUGUCUCCGUGGACUUCGUGCCAUCUUACUUCACGGCAGCUACGGGUCAACCUCUCCUCGUGCUUCCUGGUCAGAACGUACAGUUCGAUCUUGCGCGGUACUUCUCCAAUAGCUCGGACCUGGGUACUGGGAAUGGAGAUGUCAACUUGACUGCGGCGUUCGACCCUGCUUCGGCGAGCGCGUAUCUCUCCUUCGAUCCGAGCUCGUCGCAACUCACUGGCACCAUCCCUUCGAACGUGUCGGCGAGCUAUUCACACAUAACCGUCACAUUCACUGCCUAUUCUCACGUCACGCACUCAACGUCUCACAUCAGUCUCCCCGUUUCCCUGUCGAACUCGGACUAUGCUCAUCAGCAAACGGGAGGAGGCCUCUCAGCUGCUGUUCUGGCUCUUAUGCGACGCUACGCUCGCGUACCGGAUACGGCUGUUACUGGGGAAGAAGGAACACGUGCGUGGACUACAGAAGAGAUGAAAUGGUACGGCAUCGGCAUCGAGGUUGACGGCAGGGUCACCGAAGGGCCAAAGACAGAGUACGACACUACCAAGGAGGCGGCACCCACGACUAACAGGGAAGGGCUAGGCUUCUCAUUGCAACAGGUUCUUUCGCGGACGCUGUCACAUCCUCGUUCAAUACUCAGUGCGAGGAGUCCUCAAAGCCCCGGGUUCAUGCGCAAGGGCGAAUUCCUCGGCAAGAUCAAGUCCACCGCACGCAUCGUGAGCGACAAGUACAAACGUAGCCUGGGAAAGCAGCGGCGUCCGGUCAUCUCGAAGCCUACCUUGAUUAUGACGAGCGACCACCGCGUGAGCGCGAUGACGGGCGUACCUGUCGAGGGCUUGCCGUUCACGUUCGGUCAGAGCUCUUUGGGGCCGCCAAUGGUACCUAGUGCAGUACCUCUGCCGUUCGAAGAUAUGGGCCUCAGUCACUAUGGUCCUAGUGGUUUAUCUAGCCUUGCUGACUCUCCAUCAUCGUCAACUGGAGAACGCUCAAUCCCUCGCCGGAGGGCCGAUUUUGGACCUCCGAAGGGUGCAAAAGAACUGGAGACGCCCCCGCAAGCUCAUCUCGCCGGCAAAAGCAACCAAAGACGCUCUGCCGAUUCUGGAGCCUCAGCUUCGUCGUCCCUUACGUCUAACUCAUCCUCGAAGACUCACGAGGCGGAGGCUAUCGUGCAGCGCGCGGCGCGUGCCACGAGCGUGCGGAGCGGGAUGUCAGUCAGCUCCCCGCGCAACAGCGAGAGAGGGUUUGACUCUGGUCGGCCGCGUUUGGUGCCGUUUACCAGCUCGAGCCGCGUACCGGUACCCAAGCUCCCAUCAGGCGCGGUUACCGCGGAUCCCGACGCCCCGAUUGGCGGUGCGGUGCAGACUGCCACUGGAGGCGCGCGGACGAAGCGCGUUGUCAGUCAGGUGGCCAAGGUUUUCAGGAAUGCUGCUGGUAUUGAGCGUAAGACCGUGAACGAUGACGUGGAGAAGAGCCCGCGCCAGGGUCAUCCUGCUAGUCCGUACGCACGAUCAAUCGGCGAUGAAUUGCACAGUGCUGCCUCUUCCGCGCGCUCGCCUUCGGGUUCAUUCUCCGUAGAACUGUCAACUCAUGGUCAGGAGAUCGCGUAUAGCCCAAGCGGGAAGAUCCCCAUCGUACCGCGUAUGCUCGCACGCAGUGGAGAGCAGUUCAAGUUCCGCGUGCCUGUAUCAUACAGCGCCGGCAGCCCGCUCAACGGGACGACUCAGCGGAAGCCUAAGAUGCUCGAGGCGCGGCUCAUGUCGGGCAAGCCGCUGCCGAAGUUCGUCAAGUCGGAUCUGAACACGGUGCCGGGGACGUCGGGUGCGCGGGUGGAGAAGCGCGUGGUGGAGUUUUGGGGCGUCCCGACGGCGCGGGAUACGGGCGAGCUGAAUAUUGGUAUUUAUGAGCGGGAUGGGGACAAGUGUGUUGGACGGGUGAUCAUACAGAUUGUUGAGAGGAGCUAAGCCCUCUCGCGUGUGUUAUAUCUCGAAUUAUUUCUCCGAUCUUUAGACUGUUCGGACGUGAUGUAGCAAUAGCCCUGUUGUAUCUCUAGAUGUGCCUAGAUUGUCAUUGUACUACUAGCUGAA
Molecule: messenger RNA, 3192 nt
Organism: Laetiporus sulphureus 93-53
Lineage: Eukaryota; Fungi; Basidiomycota; Agaricomycetes; Polyporales; Laetiporaceae
Exons: 3
Coding region: 46-3069 (1007 amino acids)
Cellular component (GO): membrane
Molecular function (GO): calcium ion binding
Source: RefSeq, a predicted model, not a curated record